This is a messenger RNA of Cladophialophora immunda, 1111 nucleotides long. RefSeq lists its product as uncharacterized. Gene Ontology annotation, molecular function: catalytic activity. The transcript has 4 exons. The record is from RefSeq and is a predicted model, not a curated record. Bases 72 to 962 code for a protein of 296 amino acids. Lineage: Eukaryota; Fungi; Ascomycota; Eurotiomycetes; Chaetothyriales; Herpotrichiellaceae.
CUCGACCCCAUCUUGCCCGUGAACCAGACCAACCACUUCGACGGUAUCCUCCCAAGGCAAGCUGUUCUAAGAUGAAGUUACCCUGGACUAGACUCAUCCGGUUCGUCGCUACCGACGGCCGAGUUCUGCGCGGCGAGCCAGUCUUGCCCAGCGAGGAUUUCGACCUGGGCAAUGUCACCGAGUCCGACCAGUUGAAGGCCAAAGUCAUCGUGGGAGACGACAUUUUCGAUACGACUGGCAAGACCAAAGUGACGGAUGAGAUUGUCACGGUGAAGAAACUCCUUGGUCCAUUGGCUCGAGAGGAGGUGCCGAUUCUGCGAUGUGUCGGGCUGAAUUAUGCAAAGCACAUCAAGGAAGCCGGUCGACAACCUCCACCAUUUCCUUUCAUUUUCUUCAAGCCGAACACCACAGUCCAGGAUCAUGAUGCUCCGGUGGUAAUACCGAAGCUCGCCCAGGACGACCAGGCCGAUUACGAGGGAGAACUGUGUAUCGUCAUUGGCCGCGAUGCCAAAGACGUCCCCGUCGAGCAAGCCUUGGACUACGUAGGUGCCUAUACAGCCGGCAACGAUGUCUCGUCGCGGAAACUCCAACGAGACCCGGAGCUGGCGGGCAGGGUGCCUCAAUGGGGCUUUUCCAAGGGCUUCGACACCUUUGCGCCCCUGGGCCCGUGUCUCGUGGCUCCCGACCUGGUCGGGAACCCCGCGGAGCUGCACUUGAAGACCAUCGUCGACGGCGAAACACGACAGAGCGAAAGCGUGUCCGACCUGCUCUUCGAUUGCCCCUACAUCAUCUCCUAUCUGAGUCAGGGAACGACCCUGCAGAAGGGGAGCGUCAUCAUGACGGGAACGCCAGGAGGCGUCGGUUCGGGCAUGAAGCCUCCGAGAUAUCUCACCCCGGGCACCAAGAUGGAGGUGCAGAUAUCGAAGAUCGGGACACUGCGUAAUACCGUAGAGUUCGCCUGAGGGCCACUGUCAUGGCGAGUUUGCCUGUAUGGAGCAAAAGCCGUUCCACAGAGGCGAGGAAAGCGUACGCUAUUAGAACUGCAUGCAUUAGAUAUAAGGUCUGACUUGUUGGACGAGCAUUGAAAUCCGAAUAUUAUAGCUAAGCUGCC